CCAUUUUCUCCCCUUUAUUUCAACCAAACUCUCAUCAUCAUCAUCAUCAUCAUCAUCUUCUUCUUCUUCUUCUUCACACAAAACCAACCUGAAGAACUUCCAUUUACAAGACCCUUCCUUUCUCUCUCUUCCUCUCGCCAUGGCAGGAAAAAUCUCGAGGGGAUGGAGAGCGGAAGCAAGAAAAGGAGAGGGAGAGAGGAGAAGAGAAGCAACGGAGAGAAGAAGAGCACGAAGAGAAACGAUCUCAUCAGACGGAACACAUCGAACCCUGUUAUCGAAAUCUACGAAGAGGAGAGGAAGAAGAAGAACAAGGAAAAGGGCGGCGAGAAAUGCCUAGGCGUUUUCGAUUUCCCGUGGCUAAACGAGAGCAUGAUCUCGACGUCGUUGGAUUGGAGUUUUCCCGGCUCGUUUUUCCCGGUCUUAGAGAACGAAUAUUGCACCACGGCCACGACGACGGCAUCGAUAUACGAAACGUACGACGAAGAGAUGAUGAUGGGGAAUGAAGUUAGAUGGCCUGUGAGAGGUGAUGGCAGGUUGGAGUUUGAAGCCUUCGAAUGCAUCUGGAGUUCUGUUUUGGAUUAAGACAGAGGAUCACUUCGAAUGUUUUGUUUUUUUUUGUUAAUGCUUCUUCGUGUUGUUUUUGUUGUAAUAAUGUUCUUAGAUAUUAAUUUCUAGUGUUUAAUUAGCUUUGAUGGAGUAUAAUUAAAUAAGUUGACACGAUUUUUAGGAU
Tarenaya hassleriana is the source of this 730-nucleotide messenger RNA. RefSeq lists its product as uncharacterized. The record is from RefSeq and is a predicted model, not a curated record. The transcript has 2 exons. The coding region runs from base 163 to 582 and encodes 139 amino acids. NCBI's taxonomy places the organism in Eukaryota, Viridiplantae, Streptophyta, Magnoliopsida, Brassicales, Cleomaceae.